GAAGAAAUUGGAUUACAUUUUUUGGAAUCGAGCCCUCUCAGUAUAAAAGCAUGUGCAUUCAAAGAAGGAAGUCAGAUUACUCCAGUUCGACAACAGGAUAACAAACAAUUACCUCUUCUUAAAAAAUGGCAUUCAAAUUCGUUGCUUUCUUCGCUUGCCUCGCUGUUGCCAGUGCUGGAUACAUUGCUUCACCACUUGCUGCUGUUGCAACUCCAGUUUUGGCCAAGACUGAUGGUCAUGAUCCUCAUCCACAAUACACUUUUGCAUAUGAUGUCCAGGAUGCCAUUUCUGGUGACAGCAAGAACCAACAUGAGUCCCGUGAUGGAGAUAUCGUUCAUGGUCAAUACUCUUUGAAUGAUGCCGAUGGUUACAGACGCAUCGUUGACUAUACUGCCGAUCCUUUGAACGGAUUCAACGCUGUUGUCCGCAGGGAGCCAUUGGGAGCUGCUGUUGCCGUCAAGACUGUUGCUGCCGCUCCAGCUUUGAUCAAAUCCACUCCUUUGGCUUAUGCUGCAGCUCCAGCUCUCGUCAAGUCAUACGCUGCUGCUCCAACUUUAAUCAGAUCUGCACCUUUGGCUUAUGCAGCUGCUCCAGCUCCUUUGGGAUACGCUCAAGCUCCAGCUUUGAUCAGAUCAGCUCCUUUGGGAUACGCUCAAGCUCCAUUGAUCAAGGCAGCUCCCGCUGUAGCUUAUUCAACCGGGCCAGCAUUGGUUAAGACUACCUUCUCUUCACCACUCAUCUCAUACGCUUAUUAA
Episyrphus balteatus (marmalade hoverfly) is the source of this 755-nucleotide messenger RNA. RefSeq names its product larval cuticle protein A2B-like. The record is from RefSeq and is a predicted model, not a curated record. The transcript has 2 exons. Lineage: Eukaryota; Metazoa; Arthropoda; Insecta; Diptera; Syrphidae. Gene Ontology annotation, cellular component: extracellular matrix. Bases 126 to 755 code for a protein of 209 amino acids.